Anolis carolinensis (green anole) is the source of this 4996-nucleotide messenger RNA. It is a transcript of the gene nol4, whose product is annotated as nucleolar protein 4. The transcript is spliced from 11 exons. Bases 1336 to 3276 code for a protein of 646 amino acids. The record is from RefSeq and is a predicted model, not a curated record. Lineage: Eukaryota; Metazoa; Chordata; Lepidosauria; Squamata; Anolidae.
AGUGUGUCUGGGCUGGGAAGGCGGUGGCGGCGGGGAGGCAGCGGCGGGAGCUGGAGCCGAGCGGGGGGACUUUCUUUCCCCGUCUGCGAGUAGGCGUCGCAUGGAGCAGCGCCUGCCUCUGCCAGCUCGGAGGGGCGUCGAGAGGGAGAGGCUUUGGGCUCCCGGGUUGAAGAAGAGCAGCAGCAGGAAGAGGAGGAGGGGCAGCGGAGGGGCCAGGGGCGCCUCCAAAGCCCAGUCCCGGGAGACAGGAAACGGGAGCCAAGAGCGGCGCGGCUCACUCGCAGCCUCCGGACGCCAAACUUCCUUGAAGGCCCGGUUCCCCUCCUCGGCUGCCGCCAUCCCCCGCCACCCCACCACCCCCUCCCUCCCUCGGUCCCAAUUCUAAGGAAGCCUGUGGUUCUUCUUGUCCAAUAAAGGCAAAACCAUCCAUAACUGGGCAGGAUUAAAACGACCUGCUGAGAUUUCUUCGCCGGGGAAGAACUUUCUAUCCCACCCAAAGACAGGACUUAGGAUGGAAUAAAAGGGCGGAGGGGAGAAGGGGGCACAGAGACAGAGAGGCCAAUUUGCCCUUCAGCGAUUUCCUCCAUCCUGCACAGAGAGAGGGAGAGGGAGAGGGAAAGGGGGGCAGAGCGAGCGAGGCCGCUGGAGGGAGAAGCCAGCGCGGGGUCUUCCAGGACAGACACAGGAAGGCGGCCCGGGGUUGGCUGCUGCUGGGGCGGAGGGUGGGCUUUGCUCUCCUCUCCUCUCCUCGCCCCCCCCCCCUCGCCCGCCCGCCCGCCUCCUUCUUCCCCAACCUGCACCAUCCAGGCUGAAGCGGAUGCCCGAGGAGGACGGAGCCGACUCCAUGAUAUUUUCCCGUCCCCGCUCCUCCUUUCUUCUGCCUCCGAGAAGCCAAGGGAGAAGGAGGAGGGCUCGCUCUUGGGGGAGAGGCGCCGAGGGAGGUCGCGGCGGGGAAGGGACAAACAGCACGGACCGGGCGGAGGGAAGGCGAGGAGUUGGGCGGAAGAGGCUGCCGGGGAGCCCCUCUCGCACCCACCGCCCAGCCCCGCGUCGGGCCAGAGAAGAAGGGGCCGAAGGAGGGGAGGGAGCAGAAGAAGGAGAAGGGGGCGCCCCCUCCCGGCUCUGCUCGCGGCGGGACCCCCUCCGCCUCCCCCUCCUCGUCCUGGGACCUCGGGGGCGGAGCAGCCCUCCUCCCCGCUCCUCCCGGGCGGAACAGGUGCCCCCCGAAGGGGAGGGUGGAGAGGCCGGCCCCCGGCUGUAGCCCUCCUCUCUCUCUCUCUCUCUCUCUGUCCCUCUCUCGCCGCCUCCGCCUCCUGUCUCUCUGCGGGGGAGCUUAUGAUGGAGGCCGGCGACCGGGACAUGUACCGCCAGUUCCAGGACUGGUGCCUCCGGACUUACGGGGACUCGGGCAAAACCAAGACGGUGACGCGCAAGAAAUACGAGCGCAUCGUCCAGCUCCUCAACGGCGCCGAGGGCAGCUCCACGGACAACGCCAAAUUUAAAUUCUGGGUCAAAUCUAAAGGCUUCCAGCUGAGCAGUCCGGACGAGGUCGGCGCUGGGGCUGGAGGAGGAGGAGGCGGCGUGGGAGGGAAGCAGGUGCUCUACGUGCCGGUCAAGACCACGGAUGGAGUUGGUGUAGAUGAGAAGCUGUCUUUAAGACGGGUAGCUGUUGUUGAAGAUUUCUUUGACAUAAUCUACUCCAUGCAUGUGGAAACAGGGCCCAAUGGAGAACAAAUUAGGAAACACGCUGGACAAAAAAGAACUUAUAAAGCAAUUUCAGAGACCUAUGCCUUUCUACCAAGAGAAGCGGUGACACGAUUUCUAAUGAGCUGUUCAGAAUGCCAGAAAAGAAUGCAUUUAAACCCAGAUGGAGCUGAUCAUAAAGAUAAUGGAAAACCUCCAACUUUGGUGACCAGCAUGAUUGAUUACAAUAUGCCAAUCACAAUGGCCUACAUGAAGCACAUGAAACUGCAGCUAUUGCAUUCCCAACAGGAUGAGGAUGAAAGUUCCAUAGAAAGUGAUGAAUUUGAUCUGAGUGAUUCCACCAGGAUGUCUGCUGUAAACUCUGACCUCAGUUCAAAUCUGGAAGAAAGAAUUCAAAGUCCACAGAAUCUUCAAGGCCAGCAAGAUGAUGAUUCAGCUGCUGAAAGUGUUAACGGAAAUGAGAUUGCGGGACACAGUUCCAGUGCUUCAGGGGGAACACACUGCAGGGAAGUGGCAGAAGCCAACAGUAAUGGAAAAACAACUCUGGAACCGGACGACCAGCCUCUGAACUUGAGUGACAUCCCCUUCUCUACGCAGCUGACUUCAGAAUACAGGUUAGAUGACCAAAGCAGUGAUGGAAAGAACACGUACAAGGACAUCCUAGUAUCUGAUCUUAAGAUGGAGCAAGAGGCAAAAGAAAAUGGAAGCAAGUCACCUGCUCACAGCUAUUCAAGCUAUGAGUCUGGGAAGAAUGAAAGCAUGGACAGAGGUGUUGAAGAUCUCUCUCUAAACCGUGGAGAGGAAGAUGAAGAUGACCAUGAUGACCAUGAAGAUGCUGAGAAAGUUAAUGAAUCUGAUGGAGUGGAAGCUGAGCGUCUGAAAGCUUUUAACAUGUUUGUCAGGCUGUUUGUAGAUGAAAACUUGGACCGAAUGGUCCCAAUCUCUAAGCAGCCCAAAGAAAAGAUCCAGGCUAUCAUUGACUCAUGCAGGCGACAAUUCCCUGAGUACCAAGAGCGUGCCAGAAAGCGUAUACGUACUUACCUCAAGUCCUGCAGGCGGAUGAAAAGGAGUGGUUUUGAGAUGUCUCGACCCAUUCCAUCACACCUUACUUCAGCAGUAGCAGAAAGUAUCCUAGCUUCAGCCUGCGAAAGUGAAAGCAGAAAUGCUGCAAAGCGGAUGCGAAUGGAUCGGCAGCAGGAUGAAACUGCUCCAGCUGAAAAAUCAUUGAAACAAGAACCCACCCAGGUCACUUACUCAACAUCAGCUGUUUCCAGCACACAGGAGGUGUUGUACAUAAAUGGAAAUGGGACCUACAGUUACCAUAGUUACAGAGGGCUAGGAGGAGGUUUGAUAAAUCUCAGUGAUGCUUCUACCAGUGGUCCAACUGAUCUCAGUAUGAAGAGGCAGUUAGCAACCACUUCGGGAUCUUCUAGCAGUGCCAGCUCUAGACCUCAGUUGAAUCCAACCGAAAUUAAUGCAGUACGGCAACUGGUUGCAGGAUACCGAGAAUCAGCUGCUUUUUUAUUGCGUUCAGCAGAUGAACUAGAAAACCUUAUUUUGCAGCAGAACUGAGACAUGUGAUGAACCUGCUGACCUAGUUAUAUCACACAAUUUCCACUAAUGACAUUUUGAUUUCCCAGAGCAAAUCUUUUCAUUACUGCACAGUCUUGUUGACGAGUUAAUAACCAUAAUGCCACUGUUCUUGCUGUUCUUGGUGUGUUAGGGUUCUUGAAACUCCAAAAUGUCUGAGAUACUAUAUCCAGCCUAUUGCUUAAUGUGCAUUUGUUCUAGUGUGUCAGCAUCAAUAGCAAAAAAGUGGAUACAAAUGUUAACUCGCUCGAACAUGGACAGAAACAGAAGAUACCUGGGGGUUUAAAAUCAGUCCAAAAUCCAAGUGCAAUAUUAGUGGAAUGUGCUAUUGACUCAGUGAACUCUAAGCUGCAUUAAAUGGCAAGGUCUUGCCAAAUGCCCUGUUGUUAACAGGAUGCAAUUGCAAUGAAAAGGAUCUUGUAUUUUAAAGAAAAUGUAAUUUUUAUAGAAAAAAAAACAAGACAAAAAUGUUGGUUCUCAUUCUAAAUUGAUCAUUUUUACUUUGAUAAUUUUUCACUGAUUUUUCAAAUAAUGUUUUGAGGAGUUAUUGUACAUCCUCUUUUUGAAAUCUCCCUCUCUCUUUCCAAUCCACAUUCAUUCUGCAAUUGGUACCUUUUUUUGAUGGUCAACCCCAUUCCCUGGUGGAGCACUCCACAAAUAUCUGUCAGGUGACUUCCAAAGGAAGUAGACAUUCUUUACACUCAUGCCAUUUUCAUUUUGGUUUCAUAAUGAGUUUCAGUUUUAUUAUCAAUUGAUAAACACAUAAGCACUAUUUUUAAAAGACAUAUCAUUAAUUUUUAAGUGGUUUCAUAUAAACUAGCUCACUGAACUCCAGGAUUGCUGCUGCUGUCUUGUACAAGUCCUUCUAGUAGUGAAUGGAUGUAGAUGAUUGAAUGUGAAGAGGUUGCAAGUGACAAUCGGAAAAUUUGCACUCUUGUGUGUAUUUAUUUCUUUUUAUUUUUUUAAAUGAAUAUGUAACUGAAAAGGGCCAUUGACACUUCUGGUGUGAUUUUUUUAAAAUGCUAAUACUGAACUGUUUAAAAAAAAAACAUGUAAAGAAUGCAGCUGCCACUUAAAACAAAAACCCCUUUUCCUGACUCCCUUACUUCCAUUUCUUAUUUUAUGAUGUGAAUUAUGCAUCAAAGGUGUUUUUGUUGUGCGCUAAGGAAACCUUAUUUUUGUGUAAUUAGAGAGAAAAGUAUUUUAGUUCUUGCUUAUUGUAAUAUCUGUUAUGUUGGUUAGCUUUUGUUAAAUAACAAGUUCCUUGUGCAUUCCUGAAUUUGCCUUAUUUUGUGUACAAUUUUUAUGUACUUUGGUUUUUGACAAUGAGUUUAAGGCAUUGGUGAUAUUUUCUAUCUACUUGUUACAUAUAGUUUUUCAAGUAAUGACUGUGAUUGUGACAAAGUAAUGUGCACUUUUUCUUGUAACUGUGGACAUUGCUAUGCUUUUUUCCCUUUAGUGUUUCUAGAAUUACUGUUGCUUACAGUUAUGUUUUUAAAAAAGACAACUUUUGUGAUACUGUUGGUGAAAAUCAAUGUUAAAAAGCCUAUUGAAAUGAGUGUUUUGGAGAAACCUAAAUACACAAAACCUUUUCUUUUACAUUGUGGACUCAUAUGUUCACAAAUUUAAAUGAAAUUUUUAAAAAAUGAGGGCUGGGAAAAAUCCUCUGUUUUCUUUGAGUGAAUAAACAUCUGUGUUUCAA